CGAUCAUCACCUUUCCCGUCAUAUCUGUACUUUUGGUCAGACAUUUAGAAUCAUUCCGUCGACCUGGCGAACGUUCAAAUCCGAUCAUUCACUCCUUCGCUAUCGCACACGAUCGAGGACUGUCGGCUUUGCCACCACCGUGACGUUAGUCAUCAACCUCAUACCUCGCUAGUCCUUGCAAGGGGUCGCCUUCACCUGAAGGGUAACCCGCUCAACACGUCUCAACCUGGCUUCCUCAACCCGUACCUUACGUUCCCGAGCCAUCAAGAGACCGCUGUCGCCCUCGCCAUCGUUAUCGAGCGAGAGCACACGACCAAACAAGCAAGCCAAGAAGAAUACGGAGCGAGAAUUUUCGCCUGCUCCGUUUGAAGAAGCGUCAGACAGUCCACCGGGCCCGAAGGUCACUUUACCACAAACUCCAGAUCCAGAACCGGAAGAGGGAGCAGAUAUAAUCAGAGAGAAGGAUCAGAACAAGAUGUCUUCCGACGGCGAUGAGAUGGAUUACGACGAUUUCGAGUUCGAGGACGAUGAAGGGAUCGAAGAUGAUAACGGUUCGCAGACCUCGAUCGGUGAAGCGUACGAUGCUUUCGAUGACGGAGUGGCAGGAAAACCCGUGAAGAAGGACCCUUGGGACAUCAGCUACCAGCCCAAGAGUGUCGAAGAGCUUCAAGAAGAGCAAAAGGUUUUGGUCGACCGAGUGUGUGGGUUGAUCGACAGCGAUCCAUCCACGGCAGCCACGUUGUUACGUCAUUACCACUGGAACCCGGAAAAGCUGAGCGACAAGUUCUGGGAAGAACCGGCCAAGACCUUGCAUGCUGCCGGUCUCUCUCCGCCCUCGUCCCCGUCAUCCAGCACCAAACCUCUUCCCGCCUCCAACAACGCCAAAGCCUCUUCCUCUAGGUCUCGACUUGAGCCGGUACCCACGGAAUCGUUCGAAUGUCCCAUCUGUUGCCUGGAAUUCGAGCCUGAAGAGAUCGCUAGCCAGACACUCAGCCUUGGAUGCGAACAUCGAUUCUGCAAGGGCUGUUGGACUGAAUAUUUGGAACGCAAGAUUUUGGAUGAACAAGAGAGUGGUCGAGUGCAAUGCAUGGAAGAUGGUUGCGGAAGGGUAGUGGGGGAAAGGACUGUGAUAGCAUUGGUCAAUGACAAGGCCAAAGACAGGUACCGAGUGUUGCUGGAUCGUACCUACGUCGAUGAUAGCCCGCAGCUCAAAUGGUGCCCACACCCCGGAUGCGAGUAUGCCGUCUUUUGCAAGGAAUCCCCCGCUCGCAAGUUGGAUCAGAUCAUCCCCAUCGUGCACUGUGCUUGUGGCAACGACUUUUGUUUUGGCUGCGGGUUUGCCAACAAUCACCAACCCCUCACCUGCCGUUAUGUCAAGCUCUGGCAGAAAAAGUGUGCGGACGAUUCCGAGACAGGUAAUUGGUUGAUGGCCAACACCAAGGAGUGCACGAAGUGUAACGCUACGAUCGAGAAGAAUGGCGGAUGCAACCACAUGACGUGCAAGAAGUGUCGAUACGAAUUUUGUUGGGUCUGUCAAGGCGAUUGGCAAUCUCACGGGACGAGCUGGUACAAUUGUAACCGAUUCGACGAGAAGACUGGACAAGAUGCGCGUGACAGUCAAGCAAAGAGUCGAGCCAGUCUUCAACGAUACUUGCAUUACUUCAACCGAUGGGCUAAUCACGAGCAAUCUGCCAAGCUCGAUCAUCAGCUCUACCAGAAAACCGAGCGCAAGAUGGAAGAGAUGCAGAACGGGAGCGAUCUGACCUGGAUCGAGGUCCAGUUCGUCAAGCGUGCCGCGGACGUCUUGUUGGAAGCGAGAAUGUCGUUGAAGUGGACGUACGCCAUGGCGUUCUACAUGAAAAAGGACCUUUCGACCGAGAUUUUCGAGGACAACCAGGCCAACUUGGAACAAGCCGUCGAAGCCUUGUCCGAGAUGCUGGAAAAGCCGAUCGACGCGACGACCAUUAUGCAACUCAAAUCGGACAUGGUGAACAAGACCAACUAUGUGAAGAAACGGGCGGAGAUCAUUCUAGAUGAUACCCUGAAGGGGCACUACGAGUCUCGAUGGAAGUUUACCGAUCGCGAUUGAACGAGGUCGACGCGAUGACACUAGUCAGACGGAUAGAAAGUAGACUUAGCAAGGUAUAGCAAGUGGUAUCACGAUUGGACAUGUCUUUCCCCGUGUGAUCUCGUCAGCAUUUGUAUCACGAUGAUCUCAGACAUCAUCCCAUCGCUC
Molecule: messenger RNA, 2236 nt
Organism: Filobasidium floriforme
Lineage: Eukaryota; Fungi; Basidiomycota; Tremellomycetes; Filobasidiales; Filobasidiaceae
Exons: 11
Coding region: 476-2089 (537 amino acids)
Biological process (GO): protein polyubiquitination; ubiquitin-dependent protein catabolic process; positive regulation of proteasomal ubiquitin-dependent protein catabolic process
Cellular component (GO): cytoplasm; ubiquitin ligase complex
Molecular function (GO): zinc ion binding; ubiquitin protein ligase activity; ubiquitin conjugating enzyme binding
Source: RefSeq, a predicted model, not a curated record